Messenger RNA from Dromaius novaehollandiae (emu), 1575 nucleotides. It is a transcript of the gene EFHD2, whose product is annotated as EF-hand domain family member D2. The coding region runs from base 108 to 740 and encodes 210 amino acids. Gene Ontology annotation, molecular function: calcium ion binding. Lineage: Eukaryota; Metazoa; Chordata; Aves; Casuariiformes; Dromaiidae. The transcript has 4 exons. The record is from RefSeq and is a predicted model, not a curated record.
CCUCCUGCUCCUGCUGCCGCCGCCGCCGCCGCGGAGGGAGGCGGAGGAGCGGCGCGGCGCGGAGCGGGGCCGGCCGGGGCGGAGCGGGGCGCGGCCAUCCGGGCACCAUGGCGGCGGCGGAGGAGCUGGCGGGGCGGCUGGGCCGGCGGCUGCAGCUGCGGGAGGGCGAGGCGGAGGCGGCGGCGGGGCCGGGGCCGGGGCCGCGGGCGGCGGGGGGCGGCGAGGGGUCGCCGGGCGGCGGGCGGCGCGUCUUCAGCCCCGGCGGCGAGUUCCGCGAGUUCUCCCGGCGGCAGCUCCGCGACAUGGAGCGGCUCUUCCGACAGUACGACGCGGGCAGGGACGGCUUCAUCGACCUCAUGGAGCUGAAGCUGAUGAUGGAAAAGCUGGGAGCGCCGCAGACGCACCUGGGGCUGAAGAACAUGAUCAAGGAGGUGGACGAAGACCUGGACAGCAAGCUCAGCUUUCGGGAGUUCCUGCUCAUCUUCCGCAAGGCGGCGGCGGGGGAGCUGCGGGAGGACAGCGGGCUGCACGCCCUGGCGCGCCUCUCCGAGAUCGACGUCUCCACCGAGGGCGUGAAGGGCGCCAAGAGCUUCUUCGAGGCCAAGGUGCAGGCCAUCAGCGAAGCCAGCCGCUUCGAGGAGGAGAUCAAGGCCGAGCAGGAGGAGAAGAAGAAGCAGGCGGAGGAGCUGAAGCAGAGGAAAGCGGCCUUCAAGGAGCUGCAGUCGACGUUCAAGCAGUGACGGGAGGCCGGCGCGGUGCCGGCACCAUUGCGCGUCUGCAGCGCCGCCGGCCCGGCGGACCGGCCCCGGGCGCCGCGGUGCCCCUGAGCCCGUCGGGCCGCCGAUGCCCUCGUCACCCCGGCGCUGCCGGGAGAGCCCGGGCCGGCCCGACGCCUCCGCUCCCGGCCCCUCCGGGCGCUCUCCGCGGAAACGCGCGCCUGCCGGGCCAUCGCCCUGCAUUGCUCCUCGGCGCCGUGCGUCCCCGCGGGCGCCGUUCUGUGUUGCAUGCGCUGUGGUUUUUAUUUCGUUUCGGUUUGUUGCACCUCGCCGCGGCGCGUCGGCCGUCGCGGCGGGAGCGUCGCCCGCUGGCGUCCGCUCGUAGGCUCCCCGUGUUGCGCCCCGUGACGUUCGUCCCCGAAGCCGGUCGUGCCGUGCGUGAACGUGAGCCUGGAAAAGCCGCCGCGCUGGUGUCGGCGUCCGGCCGCUCGCGUGUUCGGUGUUGGCGUUUCCUCUGCAGCCUGGAGAGGAUCCAGCAGAGCCAGCGCUUUCCUCGUCCCGCCGGGGGAAAGCAAAGGUUUGCUCGGUUGCUCCUGGACUAACACUUUAUUUUGGUAAAAGACGUACGAAGAGGCCACUGAUGGAUGGAGAAGCUUUAUUUUAUUUUAUUUUUUUCAUAUCGCAAUCAGCCAAAAAUGGAGAGUAUUAUAGCAACUAGUUUCUUCCGUCGGUCUCCCGGUUUUCCUGUAGGAAACGUUCGUACAGGUGAGCCGAGAGAGGCGUGUUUUUCUCGGAAGCUCCUUCCAUGCAGUGGUACGGGUGUUUUUUUUUAAUCCCAAAUAAAUAUUAUAUUUCCUAA